AUGUCGGAAGAAAACGACGAAACUUCUCCAAACAACAACGAGCAAAGCGACUCAACACCUAAAUGUCGAGAUGAGAAAUUGAAUGCUUCCGACUCGACUAUUCAGAGUGUUCACAAGAUGUGCCAAGAGUUGCUGGAAAAACAGAACACUCUCGAAACGUCUAUUUCGGAAAUCGUCGGGAAGCUUAGUUUAGCAGAAGAGAACUACAAAAAGUCAACAGAAGAUCUACAAGAAAAGUUAGAUUCUAUUCGAUCGGAAAUGAAUGAAAUCAAUCAGACACUCAAACCAGAAGUAUCAUCGAAAAUGGAAGAGAGCGAUUGUUCUGCUGAUAUAACGGCAUCAGUGCAUUCUAUUCAGUCCAAGACGAACCGCGAAACUAUGUCGACAUUUGGAAAAUUCUUCGUAUUAAAGCACAAAUUCAAAAGUGUUUCAAGCAUGAAAGGAGCACAGAUUCAUAUCAUGGAGGAGGAAGAGCAUUUCGGUGUUCCAUGGCAAUUGUCUAUGAAAAGGAGCGAUGGAUAUCUCUCAUUCUUUCUCAUCUGUUCAUUACUUAAAGAUACUGAGAAAAAAAAGGAAAUUGAAGUUGAAUGCGAACUGAAAAUAUGGUCCCCUAACUUCAGAGAGAAAAAACAAAAGUUUUGUGGUCUUUUCAAAAGUCACGGUGUAGGGCCUUUAUGGGGAGUUCAAAAAUUCAUCGAAUGGGAAAAACUGGAGAAGGAUUUCGUUGUUGAUGACUGCUUCUAUGCUGAAAUUGCUGUAAAAGUGAGAAAGAUGACAGGCAUUUACAAAGAGAAUCUGAGAAGUUUCGAUGACACUAUGGAAAAAUUUUCGGAUGCCCUGUUAAUCGUCAACGAUAGAAAGUUUUAUGUUUUGAAAUUGUAUCUUGCCGCUCAUUCUCCAUAUUUCGAAGCGUUGUUUUUAGGACAGUUCAACGAAUCGAAGAAAUCUGAGAUUAAACUGUCUGGAGUCGAUUCUGAUGACUUCCAGAAGUACCUUGAAGUACUAUAUGCAGAACAAUCAAUUGAUGGUAAUACUGUUAGAGUUUUCAACUUAUCUUCAUUUUCAGAAUUCACUGUCGAGGGUAUUCUCAUGGUGGCUGACAUGUACGAAACUCCUCUGGUAAUCCGGAAAUGCGAGGAAUUUCUAGUCGGGGAAUCUGAAAAGACACUGAAGAAGAGGCUGGAAUUGUCUACUCGAUACAAUUUGGAAGCACUCAAGAACAAAUGUCUCAGUGAAAUCGAAUCGAUUGCUGACCUUAAAUCUGUUAUUCCCGGAGAUAUUCACGAUUUGGACGCAUCGAUUAUGGCGGAACUUCUCAAGAAGUCUCUUGCACUCCAUUAA
Molecule: messenger RNA, 1341 nt
Organism: Caenorhabditis remanei
Lineage: Eukaryota; Metazoa; Nematoda; Chromadorea; Rhabditida; Rhabditidae
Exons: 6
Coding region: 1-1341 (446 amino acids)
Molecular function (GO): protein binding
Source: RefSeq, a predicted model, not a curated record